AUGGACAAGACGCAGCGGCCGGUCACGGAGGAGGAAGUGUACACUUCGCCGCGAAAAGGAGGCGUCAUGAACAAGCUGUACCCUCCUGGACCCAAGCCCGGCGCUGGAGGACGAGUAAAGAACCACUGCAGGAAGUUCUGGUGGUGCGACUGCCUCGUUUUGAUUAUCAUCGUACUGGUCGUUGUACUACCGCUGAUCUUUGUCGGCCUGCCGAAGAAGGCGCAGAAGGAGAUCAAUGCGUCCACUCUGGAGGUCACCAACAUGGAAGUCACGAACCCUCAACCCGACUCUGUACAUCUCAAGAUCGACAACACCAUCCGCAGCGACAGCAGUUACCACCCCAGGAUCGAGACUUUCCGUGCUGGUCUGUCCCUCGAGGGCCAAGAGCCAUUCAUCUACAUCGACAUCCCCGAAGCAAAGUCUGAAGGCGUGACAUACAUCACCGUAGACCAGGUUGCGACCUUCGAAAGCGCCGACCGCUUCACCGCAUACACCAAAGCCGUUCUCGCCAGCGAAGAGCUCACCAUCGACCUCAGCGGCAAGACAACAAUCCACAUCUCAGGUCUGCCCUCAACAAAGGUCGACUACAACAAGAAGAUCACCAUGAAAGGUCUAAACCACCUCUCGGGCCUCACCAUCAGCGACAUCAAGAUCCUGUCGGGCUCCAAGGAGAUCCUUGCCGACGGCUCCAACAUGGUGGGCACAGUGCACAUCCCCAACCCGUCCGUCAUGACGCUGGACCUGGGCAACGUCACGAUGAACCUCGGCGUCGCGUCCAAGCCCAUCGGGUAUGCGCUGCUGCCGGACCUGGUGCUCCAGCCCGGCAACAACACGGUGCCGAUGCAGGCCCGCGUCGACCAGGCCACGCUGAUCACCAUGAUCAUGGGCACGUACACGGACGGCAUCCUGCCGCUGGAGAUUGUCGGCAACAGCAGCGUCAAGGGAGCCCAGCAUCUGGCGUACUACGAGGAGGCGAUCAAGGCGAAUACGAUCAAGCUGGAUCUGGAUGCGGGGCCGGCGCUGAAGGCGCUGGGUAUUAAUGUCACGAGCUCUGCGUAG
This is a messenger RNA of Didymella exigua CBS 183.55, 1059 nucleotides long. RefSeq lists its product as uncharacterized. The record is from RefSeq and is a predicted model, not a curated record. Lineage: Eukaryota; Fungi; Ascomycota; Dothideomycetes; Pleosporales; Didymellaceae. The coding region runs from base 1 to 1059 and encodes 352 amino acids. The transcript has 4 exons. Gene Ontology annotation, cellular component: fungal-type vacuole membrane.